Molecule: messenger RNA, 3182 nt
Organism: Scatophagus argus
Lineage: Eukaryota; Metazoa; Chordata; Actinopteri; Scatophagidae
Product: putative protein MSS51 homolog, mitochondrial
Exons: 7
Coding region: 688-1986 (432 amino acids)
Source: RefSeq, a predicted model, not a curated record
UUAGUUUGUGAUUCAUAGAAAUAAUUUGACAUUAAGAACUGGCAAACUAGGAAUUAGUUCAUUUAUUCUUCUUUUCAGGCUGUUGAAUAUUAAUAGAAUGUCAAAGCUUUCAGGCUGAACAUAUUUUAGUGUAAAAACACAGUGAAUGAAAGGAUAAUGUAUUUACAUAUCAGAAAUGUUUCUCACAUACACUUGUUUACUGCUCUAUUAUUGAUUCCAGAAAUCCACUUUGUGAUGUGUUUGUUAUCACUGAGUCCUCUUUACUUUUCAUUUCCUGACCUUAACUCCUUCCUCGCAGCAGACUACGCUUUUUGCACACUAUACCUCUCUGAUAUCAUACAGUUGUGUUUAUGUGCGUGGGUCCACUCCCUGUUUGAGUCUCCACCUCUUCCAGCAGGGCCCCCACCCCACCACCUUUCUUCUAAAAAUGUACUUAUGUCCUCUCUUCUUCAGCGCCCAUCUUCCUCCAAGGCAAAACUCCUCCCCAACCCAUCCAGCUCCCCAAAAGUUUCCCCCCCUCUAACCUCUGUGGCUCUGUUAGGUUAACUGACUCCAUAAGAGACACAGUGGAAGCUCCAAAACGUGGUGACAGCAUAAGGAGCUGUCAAUCACUUUGUUCUGUCCUGUACUGACGACCAAGGAAAAAAAAAAAGGCACUGCUACUCGUCUGGGACUAAAGGACACAACAUGGCAUCCCAGAUCCCAGCGCUCCCACAGUCCUACACUCCAGCAACUGACAGCGUCUUUUCUGACCAGUCCGGUUUUUACUCUCUGGACUCCAAUGUUCCUGGGCUGUCCAAGGUGAUUCUCAACAAGCUCAACAUGAAGGACUAUGGAGAAUACAGGGCCGCUGUUGAGGGAAAGACUAAAGGAGUCUCAUUCCGCAACUACAAGGAGUUGUUCCAGAAGAUGGAGGACACCUUCAAGUUCUGCACUGGCUGCAACAAACUCCCUGACCAUCUUACAGAGGGACAGACCCUGAAGCGCUGUGUGAAGUGCUUGAAUGUGUAUUACUGCACCAAGGACUGUCAGAAAAAGGACUGGCCUCAGCAUAAAAAGGUCUGCAAGAUGCUGCGUCUAGUGGCCAUUGACAGACUAGUGGAGUGGCUGAUGUUCACUGGAGACCUCCCAUUCCUCACAGAGAAGUGGUCCAAGUCAGUUGCUGAGGUGAGGAACUGGGACGACUGGAUUCCCAUGCAGGGGGACCUCACGCCACGUCUGGAUGCUAUUUUGUCGGGUGCUAACAUGACAACCCUUUGGAAAAGCGUCAGCAGACCAAGGCCGGAUGACUCUGACCUGCAACAAUCAUUAUGGAGGAUUCAGAGCGAGUUCCUCUCUCGAGUUCUCACAGUGGGGAUGACUAUGAAACAUUUUGGCUUUGACCCGUAUGCUAAGCCGUGCACUAUUCACAUAACAGGGGCAUCCCACAAUGAGACCAUGGGAGCCAGACUGACUGACUAUGAUGAGCUGAACAACAUGUUCCCUGGACAUCAGGGUAUUGAGAUAGUCAUGGUGGGACCAGAGGUGGUGGACGGGCCCAUCAUGAGGCCUCCUCUUAGGGCGUUUGGCCCCAAGCAGAAGGUCUACAUCAGCGCCUACAAGGGCCUCUACCACCAGUUCUGGGAGGAUGUGGUCGAGAAAGACGAAGCAGCCAAGCCAGAUUUGGUGGUUGGAUUUCAUCCUGGGUUUCAUGCGAACCAGGGACUGUUAGAAGGCUGGCUGCCCACCCUGCUGCUUCUCAGAGAUUAUAACAUCCCUUCUCUCUUCACUAUGUACAGCGAGAUGGAGCUUAAGUGCUCGCUACAGAUCCUGUUGGAGCUGGAGAUGCACAUCAGGGACAGUGGACCCAACCCUUUCACAUCACAGAAACCAGAACAGGUCCAGGCCUGCCCCAACAAACCCCCAGUCUACUGCAACUCUCAUUAUGUGUGUUUCCAUGGACUUCUGCCUCAAGAAGACUUACAGGAGACCGAGGCAGACAAUUAAAAAGCCAUCAAAAGUUUUUUUUUUUGGUUUUUGUUGUGCCCCAAGUUCUCCGCUUUAAAUAUGUGGUUCUUCAAAUAGGAUUCGGUGACUUUCUGAGGUCCUUGAGGGGUUUCCUGCAGUCUUUUAGAAAUGGACAUUGCUUAGCUGCUGCUUGGCACAUACUGAUGCAGAGAGAACAAAGGAGAAGAAGAAGAAAACAUACUUUCACUGGUGUCUUUUAGGUUUGUACUGUUGGUGUCCUGAGGUGUCGUGGUUGUUUGACAUAACAGCUCAUGGAUAUACAUACAUACUGAACCCCAAAUUAGUUCUGUCAUCAUUUCAGUAGUUCUGUGACUAUUCUGAAAUCUCUCAAUAGCUACAUAUAACUACAUUAAAUCAAAUCAUAUUCAUACUGAUGUUACAUGUGAUCUAAACUUUUACUUAAAUAAAUGAUACAGUGUGACAAUGUCUGAAUGUAACUAAACAGUGGUUUAUUGUUUUGUUUGGGUUUUUUUUUAAUGUUUGCAAGUCUUUUUCUCAUCUCCUAUGUGCUGAGUGGAGUCUAUAGGAAAUCACACCUUUUCCAUAACUCUCUCUGCAGCAUUUGUUUGAUGUCUGCUUUCACAGUGUUGAUAACAGUAUACAAUGUAAUCUAAAACAGUAUGAGUCACAGGCUUAAAAAUGGCCACAAGUGAUUGCCUGUCUGAUACAGUCUCAACAAAAUUCAACAGUUGUGCAUAUAUAUACACACAUAUAGAUGUGUGUGUGUGUGUAUACACACACACACUGCUAUGGCCUGUUGUAAUGGACUGAAUCAUAUUACAAGACAAGGAUUUUUGCUUGGUGUCACUAAAACACUAAAAAUGCCACUUUGUAGCUACAAAACUAGACCCCACUUUCUGCAGAAUUUUGCAUUUCAGAUACUCCGUUGUGUGCUCUCUUUCCUUCUAGACACAUCUAUAAUUCAUAGUCAAAAUGAGGAAUGGCUUAGUUUUCCUAUAAUUUAGUGGCAGUCAAGUGAUAAAGUAUGUUACAGAUCUGGAAUGUGCUCUAGUAACUUAAUCAAAUUAUUCAGUCUUUUCAUUAUUAUGUCCUUAUGUGCAAAGAACCAGUUCUAAAUAAAUGACCAAAACAUUUUCAUGUUUCAGUCAAUCUAUUAACCCAAAUGGAGUGUGCAGAAAUAGGGAGUCUGUAUGAUGGUCCUGCUGUAGAAACUG